AUGCCGAAGGGCAAGUGGAUUGACAAGAAGACGGCCCAGCACUUCACACUGGUGCACCGCCCACAAAAUGAUCCGCUCAUCUACGACGCUGAUGCCCCUUCGAUGGUGCUGAACCCUACAGCCAACCAGAAUGCGUCGAAAGGAAAGAAGCUAAACGACCUCGCCUCCGAGCUGAGCGAGAGCGAUGUCGCCCACAUGCGCGCCAACGAAGGCGAGGCCGCCAACUAUGGUGUCUAUUUUGACGAUACUGAAUACGACUACAUGCAACAUCUGAGGGAUCUUGGAUCAUCAGGCGCUGGGGAUGUUGUCUUUGUUGAGGCGAACACAGAGCAAGAUAAGGGAAAGGGAAAGCACAAGCAGAGCCUAGAGGAUGCCAUCAGGCAGUUAGACUUGGAGGAUGAGGAGCGUAAGAAACGUGAACUCUUUGAUGAUUCAUUCCUGCCAAGCAAAAAUCUUCAGCACAUCACCUACCAGGCGCAGCAAAAUAUACCGGAUGCAAUUGCCGGUUUCCAGCCAGAUAUGGAUCCGAGGCUAAGAGAGGUGCUGGAGGCUCUUGAGGAUGAGGCCUAUGUGGAUGAUGAAGAUGAUAAUCUGUUCCAGGAAUUGGCUAAAGAUGGACGGGAACUCGACGGGAUCGAAUUUGAAGACGACGAGGGCUGGGAGACAGAUGACACGGCCAAGCCGAGGAAAGAAUACCGUGAUGAUGCCGAGGUGCCUAAUUUAGUCCCAGUCACCGGCCCAGGAGAAGAAGGUGCAUUCGCAGGCGAAGAGGCAGAUUUCGUGAAGAAUGAAAACUGGCUGGAGGAUUUCCACAAGUUCAAGAAAAACCAGAAAAUUGGCGGUCGUCCCGUGGCCGGGGUCACACCAUCAGUAUCAGACCUGCAGUCUAGCAUCCUAACCACAACCACGAACGGCGGGCGGCGCAAGAAGCGCAAGGGGGCUCUGACAUCGCAAUCAGGAUACUCUAUGACGUCCUCUUCGCUAGUACGUACGGAACAGCUUAGUCUACUAGACGCGCGCUUCGAGGUUCUCGAGCAGAAGCAGUACAACCCUGAUCACGACGACUAUGAGUGGGAUGGGGAUGCCGAUGACACUGGGUCAAUAGCCCCGUCAAUGAUGUCGACAGCAUCGAGUGUCACGGGCCCCCUACGGUCCGAUUUUGACAGCAUCUUAGACGACUUCUUAGGCGACUAUUCGAAGGUUGGCAAGAAAACGGUUAAGAAGGGUAAGUGGGGCAACGGUGUAGAGCAAUAUGAUGAAUUCCGGAGAGAGCUGGGGCCAGCGAGAGUGCCAGCCAAGUACGGUGUCAAGCAGCGGCCAGCCACUACGACCAAAGCAGGCGGCGCAUCAACAUCAACCUCACGCUGA
Messenger RNA from Xylaria bambusicola, 1368 nucleotides. Its product is annotated as Low temperature viability protein. The transcript is spliced from 2 exons. Lineage: Eukaryota; Fungi; Ascomycota; Sordariomycetes; Xylariales; Xylariaceae. The coding region runs from base 1 to 1368 and encodes 455 amino acids. Gene Ontology annotation, cellular component: nucleus; preribosome, small subunit precursor; cytosol. The record is from RefSeq and is a predicted model, not a curated record. Gene Ontology annotation, biological process: ribosomal small subunit export from nucleus; ribosomal small subunit biogenesis.